Molecule: messenger RNA, 1161 nt
Organism: Penicillium mononematosum
Lineage: Eukaryota; Fungi; Ascomycota; Eurotiomycetes; Eurotiales; Aspergillaceae
Exons: 3
Coding region: 1-1161 (386 amino acids)
Biological process (GO): response to nutrient; branched-chain amino acid catabolic process
Molecular function (GO): catalytic activity
Source: RefSeq, a predicted model, not a curated record
AUGGCUUCCUUACGAACUCAUUUUCGGUCUUUCGCCCAAGCUCCUCGCCGGUUCUACUCUGGAGCUCCCACUCCGGCGGCAAAGCUGAACCUACCUGUUGACUACAAAACCACUCCAAUUUUACACCACACCUCGUCCUCCUUGUCAAAUACAGAGUACCCUGCAGGCGCCACGAGUAAACGACUCAACCUCUACCAAGCGAUCAAUUCGGCAUUGCGCACAGCACUAUCCAAAUCCGAUCGAACUAUCGUGUUUGGCGAAGAUGUUGGGUUUGGUGGUGUCUUCCGAUGCACAAUGGAUCUCCAAACCGAAUUUGGGUCGGAUAGAGUGUUCAACACCCCCUUGACGGAACAAGGCAUUGCGGGUUUCGCAAUUGGAGCGGCUGUGGAAGGGAUGAAGCCUAUAGCUGAGAUCCAAUUCGCCGACUACGUGUUUCCAGCGUUCGAUCAGAUCGUGAAUGAGGCGGCCAAGUUUCGGUAUCGAGAAGGUGGGACAGGCAUUAAUGCUGGAGGUCUCGUCAUCCGCAUGCCGUGUGGUGCGGUUGGACACGGUGCUCUGUACCACUCUCAAUCGCCAGAGUCACUCUUCGCACAUAUCCCCGGUUUGCGAGUAGUCAUGCCACGCUCCCCUGCUCAAGCAAAGGGACUCCUUCUGUCUUCUAUCUUUGAGCACAAUGAUCCGGUGGUGUUUAUGGAGCCCAAGAUCCUCUACCGUGCAGCCGUGGAAUAUGUCCCGAAUGAAUACUACACCAUUCCACUCAGUAAGGCUGAGGUCAUCAAACCAGGCAAGGACUUGACCAUCAUUUCAUAUGGACAGCCUCUUUACCUGUGCUCUUCUGCUAUCUCUGCUAUCGAGAAGGCUAUGCCGGGUGUCAGUGUGGAACUUAUUGAUCUGCGAACCAUAUAUCCCUGGGAUAGGCAAACUGUCAUCGACAGUGUCAAAAAGACUGGUCGAGCCAUUGUCGUGCAUGAGAGUAUGGUCAACUACGGUGUGGGUGCAGAGGUUGCAUCGACGAUACAGGAAAGUGCCUUCUUGCGUCUUGAAGCCCCCGUCAAGCGAGUUGCUGGGUGGAGCACACAUACUGGGCUGAGUUACGAACAAUUCAUUCUGCCCGAUGUUGCAAGAAUCUACGACGCAAUUAAACAAACACUUGAAUAUUGA